AUGGAGUGCCGAGGCGUCAGCACUGCACGGGGAGGACGGGCAACCCCUGCCCCCCGGGAGGCUCAGCUCCGUCAGCGUCCCGUCACCUGCCUGGAUGGGCACGGCCAGCACAUCACCAUCUUCAGACCCUCGCCUUUGGUGCCAGAGAUGCGGGAACUAGGUCAGCCCAUCCAGGUUGGAGGUGUGAGGGCUUCCCAAGGAAGCAGAGAUACAGAGGAAAGUUUGGAGAUGCACAGCCUGCAGCUUGGGGCAGAGACCCCAUCUCCAGACUUCCCCGAUGACCCUCCUUUGUACUCAGGCUUGAGCACAGAAACCAGCACCGUGCCCAUGAUCCUGGGUUACUGGGACAUCCACGGGCUGGUGCACGCCGCCCGCCUGCUCCCAGAGUACACAGACUCGAACGAUGAGGAGAAAAAGAACACGAUGGGGGACGCUCCCGACUACGACAGAAGCCAGUGGCUGAGUGAGAAAUCCAAGCUGGGCUUGGACUUCCCCAAUCUGCCCUACUUAAUUGACGCGGCUCAUGAGCUCACCCAGAGCAACGCCAUCCUUCGCAAGCACAACUGUGGCGAGACAAAGCAAGAGAAGAUUCGCGUGGACGUAUUGGAGAACCAGGUUAUGGAUGUCCGCUUGUACACGGCCAGGAUCUGCUACAGCUCUGACUCUGAGAAACUGAAGCCUGCAUACUUGAAGGAGACCCCUGAAAAGAUGAGGGUCUUCUCAGAUUUUCUGGGGAAGAGGCCUUGGUUUGCAGGGAACAAGCUCACCUAUGUGGACUUCCUGGCUAUAACAUCUGAUGUGCACCGCAUAUGUGAGCCCAAGUGCCUGGAUGAAUUCCCAAACCUGAAAGACUUCAUUUCCCAUUCUGAGGGCCUGAAGAAGAGCUCUGCCUACAUGAAGUCCACUCACUUGCCUCCAGGCCCUCUGUUUCUAAAGAUUGCUAUGUGGGGCAACAAGUAG
Mesoplodon densirostris (Blainville's beaked whale) is the source of this 960-nucleotide messenger RNA. RefSeq names its product glutathione S-transferase Mu 1-like. Lineage: Eukaryota; Metazoa; Chordata; Mammalia; Artiodactyla; Ziphiidae. Gene Ontology annotation, biological process: glutathione metabolic process. Gene Ontology annotation, molecular function: glutathione transferase activity. The record is from RefSeq and is a predicted model, not a curated record.